This is a messenger RNA of Linderina pennispora, 1146 nucleotides long. Its product is annotated as kinase-like protein. Lineage: Eukaryota; Fungi; Kickxellomycota; Kickxellomycetes; Kickxellales; Kickxellaceae. Gene Ontology annotation, molecular function: ATP binding; protein serine/threonine kinase activity. The coding region runs from base 190 to 921 and encodes 243 amino acids. Gene Ontology annotation, cellular component: cytoplasm; nucleus. The transcript has a single exon. The record is from RefSeq and is a predicted model, not a curated record. Gene Ontology annotation, biological process: protein phosphorylation; mitotic DNA damage checkpoint signaling.
GCGGAUUCGGAUGCCAGCACAGGCAGGCGCUUGGUAUAGUUGGAUAGCCGCAGCACUGCUUCUGGGGUCGGAGAUCUUGUUAAAAGGGGCGCUUUCGUGUCCGUUGAACUGAGACAUCGCUUCCCUCUUUCUUGCGUCUCACACUUCUAGAGAUACCAACCAAACUGGACAGUAUACAGGCUACAGGUCAUGGAAAUAAUAUCUGCCUUAACCGUGUAUACGGAGGGUAACACGUACCACUCCCUCAACUUCAAGGACCAAGAGGGGAACUGGUACAAUAAAACUAGCAAUGAGAUGGUAAAGUUCACACCCGAUAUUGCUGGGGAUAGAGUGGAUAGGACGAAGCUCUGCCCAGAGUACAAGGGCUACAAGAUGGCCAGUGGCUCGGUUGAAGGAAAGCACGUCAAGACCCCGAUUUCAGACUACUACGCGCUGGAUAACUCAUACGUAGUCACCAUGCGAAACGAGAUUGAGGCCUACGAGAAGCUGGGGAGUGGACAUCCGAAUAUCUGCAAGUACCAUGGCUGCCAGGUCGAGGAUAACCUGGUCACAGGGAUCGUUCUCGAUGAGUACAGCGAGCCGCUAGAAGACGCUGUGAUAGACAGCCCACAGCGGCUUGUUGAACAGCUCGAGGAUGCUGUGAGAUACAUUCACUCGGUUGGAGUUGUCCAUGGGGAUAUCAACCCAAAGAACAUCAUGGUCCACGAUGGGAACCUCUUUCUGAUUGACUUUGACAGCUGUGGGGCUGAUAAUCCAAAGUGUGGAAGCGAGGGCUAUAUGAGUCCAAACUACGCGAAGACUGAGGCCGACGACUGGUAUGCAGUGGGGAAAGUCAAGGAGUUCGUCAUGAAGAGCGCCCGUAGUAACGAUGAACCGAGGGGCGACCGGCCCCAGCAGGGCACAGCCGAAUCGGCAGCGUAGUAGUGAUGUACCAGAGAGUACCAGGCCUCAAAGUUCAUCGGCGGCGCAAGCAGCAUCGGGGCGUAUUGGCUCAAGGCAGUUUCUUUUAUUCGGGGCUUUUUCCUCAGGCUCCGCUUUUUCUUUUGUUGCCAAUUUUCUGUUAAAUCAGGUUCGACUAUUUUUCACAAUGGGCUCGUCGUGGUAUGAGUACGCACAGAAUUUCGAUGUAUUCGAGGGCUCAGGGGC